CGGAACAUUAUCUGUAUUUAUAAGGUUUGUUGAUCAUUGCCUUUAGUUUUAUUCCACAAUGAAGAAAAGCGUGGGACAAGUGUACGAGAAGGAAAUCAAAUUGCUGCAGGAGGAAAUUUUAAUGUUACAAAGUCAACAAGAAAACAAUGAACGAGAGAUCACCUUGCACUUCAAACAGGACAUGCAGUUGGCUUUUACAUCCAAGGCCAGCAAAUCAAUAAUCGAUGUCAGAAGUGGAAGCAAAGACACAGUCGCAACCCUAAAGUUAGAACUUGAGAACCUAGAGGAAGAUCUGACCCAGCAAACCAAAAUCAAUGGAAUAGUCCUGACAGACUGUAAAGUGACGACACUGGAAAAAAGUAACACCAAGACUGUACAACAGCACAGGCUUUCUGGUCACUGCUAUUACCUGGCCUUCCAAAUUGAAUUUGAAAUCACAGAAGUGCAGGAGGACACCAGUGUCAUAAGGAGUGUCACUGACCUCAACAUUGUGGUGGAUGGCUGUGAGUUCAGUGAUAUCAGUAUGUUUGUAGCCGGGGUGGAGGAGAAAAAGAGCCUUCUGCUUUUCUUCCGGACCCUCAAGGCUUUUGCUGAGAGGUGUGAACACAGAAACAGAACAUUUCUGCACUUCAAGGAGAAAUACCCAAACAUAGUGAGCCUCCCAGAGGGCUGCAGGUCUGAAGUCAUGGUGAUCCAUAACCCUAAACUACCCGGGUGCACACUGACUAUUGUUUGGAGCAUAAAUGUCACAAAAGAAGGAGUGGUCACUCCCAAGAUAGACCUGCUGACAAAGCUUCCAGAACAAGCAUUACAUUUAGACCAGAGGAAGGUGGCAGAAAGCGCUCCCCAGUCAUUUCAGAGCCUGUUGCGCAUUCUCGGAGUGGAGGCCUCCAUUGAGAACUUAAUAACAGCGGUGUGUAUGGAAUAGCCCCUAAACAGCCACAUGGAUGGGAGUCAAGUAAAGAAGCAAAGACGCCAGCUGACUUUUUUUCCUCCUACAUUAUUUUAUUCAAUAUAAACACCUCUGUACAAUCCCCAUUAAGAAAAAUUUGUUAAUGCCAUUUGUACACA
This is a messenger RNA of Megalops cyprinoides (Indo-Pacific tarpon), 1071 nucleotides long. RefSeq names its product centromere protein P. Bases 59 to 928 code for a protein of 289 amino acids. NCBI's taxonomy places the organism in Eukaryota, Metazoa, Chordata, Actinopteri, Elopiformes, Megalopidae. The transcript is spliced from 9 exons. Gene Ontology annotation, cellular component: chromosome, centromeric region; nucleus. The record is from RefSeq and is a predicted model, not a curated record. Gene Ontology annotation, biological process: CENP-A containing chromatin assembly.